GUGAAUUGCGUCAUCAGAGCGCGGCCACUAGCUGACAGUAGCAGGGGAAGUUAACUGACCUUCUUUACGGCCUCGUCGCUCGCACUAGAGUCUGACGAGGACCUUGAAUGUUUUUCACCAGCGGUAUUUGAGCUUCUUGAUUUCUUUAACUGCACAGCUACACAGUCAUGCCCACAAAGCUGGACGUCCCCACCCUGCAGGAGCUGAAGGUGGACGAGAUAAAAGUGUCCUCUUCGGUACUGAAGGCUGCUGCCCACCAUUAUGGCUCCCAAUGUGACAAACCCAACAAAGAGUUCAUGCUCUGCCGCUGGGAGGAGAAGGAUCCCCGGAAGUGCCUAGAGGAAGGGAGAAAAGUCAAUGAGUGUGCACUCAACUUCUUCAGGCAAAUCAAGGGGAAUUGUGCCGAGUCCUUCACGGAGUACUGGACCUGCCUGGAUUACUCAAACUUGGCAGAACUCCGUCACUGCCGUAAACAGCAGCACGCUUUCGACAGCUGCGUCCUUGAGAAACUGGGAUGGGAGAGACCUGACUUGGGAGAUCUGUCUAAGGUCACCAAAGUGGCGACCUCGCGGCCCCUGCCAGAGAACCCCUACCACUCUAGACCUCGUCCAGAGCCCAACCAAACCAUCGAGGGCAAACUGGAGCCUGCCAAACAUGGCAGCAGGUUAUUUUUCUGGAACUGGUGAGGCAGCUCUGGAAAAUCAGUCACCCUCCAAAGCCAUGGGCUCUGUCCAAAAACAGCUAGGCUUCUUGUGACUGUUGAUACUUCUAAGAUAGUUCUAGGGUUUGAAUUUCUCAGCUGCAAACACGAGCAUUAAGGAUGCUGGAUUUGGACAGGGUUCAUGCCUGAACAGUCAUUUUUUUUUGCAGCUGUACUUCAAACAUUGUCCAAUAGUUUGAUUAAGGAACAAAGUCCAUGAGUCCAUACAGCUUUCAGACCACCUCUGUAAAUGUAAAAAAGUGAACAAAAGCAACAUACUGUUAUUAUUGUUGUCCGAAAAUAAAGAAAUAAAUUAUAAA
Molecule: messenger RNA, 1020 nt
Organism: Oreochromis niloticus (Nile tilapia)
Lineage: Eukaryota; Metazoa; Chordata; Actinopteri; Cichliformes; Cichlidae
Gene: ndufa8
Product: NADH:ubiquinone oxidoreductase subunit A8
Exons: 4
Coding region: 168-686 (172 amino acids)
Biological process (GO): mitochondrial electron transport, NADH to ubiquinone
Cellular component (GO): respiratory chain complex I
Source: RefSeq, a predicted model, not a curated record